AUGGCGACGACACACAACGCCAACGGCGCGCUGGGAAAGACACACACGGCGGACAUGCAAGCGCAAAAGCCACCGACUGCGCCCAAGAGGCGGAAGAUGCAGGCAAAGAAGGUCGAGGAUGAGGGGCUCAUGGCCUCGCUGUGCACCCUCAUCUGCGACCACCAGAUUGGCAUCUCCGUCAAUCUCCUCACCCUCCUCGUCCUCACCCACACAUUCUUUCCCCGCGCCCGAAGCCGGACCAACAAGUUCUUCCACAUGUCGUACUACAACCCCGACACCAACAUGUACGGCUGUGGCACCGACGAUCUGCCCUUUGUCCUACUGUGGACCGUCAUCUUCACUGGUGUACGCGUCGCAGUCAUGGAAUACUUGCUCGACCCGCUGGCAAGGCUGGGCGGCAUCAGGACAAAGAAGGGCCUGGACAGGUUCAAGGAGCAGGCCUGGUUGAUUGUUUACUACACCGCGUCGUGGUCCUUGGGAAUGUACAUCAUGUACCACUCCGAGUUCUGGCUAGACUUGCACGGCAUCUGGGAAGGCUGGCCUUUCCGUGAGGCUGACGGCCUUUUCAAGUGGUACUACCUUGUCCAAUGGGGUUUCUGGGUCCAGCAGCUUCUUGUCGUCAACAUUGAGGAGAAGCGCAAGGACUACGCGCAGAUGUUCACCCACCACAUCUUCACCACCGCGCUGAUGUGCUUGUCCUACGGCUACUUCCACAUGCGCGUCGGUAUCGUCAUUCUGACCAUCAUGGACUUUGUCGACAUCAUCCUGCCGACUGCGAAACUCCUCAAGUAUAUGGGCUACUCGAAUGCCUGCGACUACGCGUUCGGUCUCUUCGUCAUCGCCUGGGUCGUUACGCGUCACAUUCUCUACAUGAUGGUCUGCUGGUCUAUCUACGCCUACGCCCCCGUCGACAUGGCACCCGGCUGCUACCUCGCCGACUCCACCUCGAAGUACACCUCCUUCGUCCCCGCAUCCAACACCUCACAAUUCGAAGCAUACGGCGGUAACAACCACUGGGGCAACCUACUCAAGGCGUACAACGACCGCAACGGACCCAUUUGCUGGAACCCGCAAAUCCGAUACUACUUCCUCGCGCUCCUCCUCACCCUCCAAGUCUUCUGCUGCAUCUGGUUCGCCACCAUUGCAAAGAUCGUCUACAAAGUGCUCAUGGGCAACGCAGCCGAGGAUCUGCGCUCAGAUGACGAGGGCGAGGACGAGGAGGUCGAGCAGGAACAGACCAAGACCAUCUUUAACAUGGCAACCACCUGCGGCGAGAGCGGAAUGAGCUCCAUGACGCCCAAGGAAGAGGAAGUCGGCGUCGAUGCCCUCACCUUUGCGCGUCUCAACGGCGCCAGCCAGCGCCGACAAGCAAAGAGGGAAAGCUCGCGCGCAAGUGGGAUUAGUAUUCCCGGCCAUGGCGAUCGCAAGGAGCUACUCGGUCGCAUUGGUUGUGAUAAGCCUUCGUAG
Alternaria incomplexa is the source of this 1467-nucleotide messenger RNA. RefSeq lists its product as uncharacterized. Gene Ontology annotation, biological process: ceramide biosynthetic process. Gene Ontology annotation, cellular component: membrane. The record is from RefSeq and is a predicted model, not a curated record. NCBI's taxonomy places the organism in Eukaryota, Fungi, Ascomycota, Dothideomycetes, Pleosporales, Pleosporaceae. The transcript has 4 exons. Bases 1 to 1467 code for a protein of 488 amino acids. Gene Ontology annotation, molecular function: sphingosine N-acyltransferase activity.